UACUGGUGCACUGUCCAUCUCUGCUGCUGGGCACUGAGGUACUGGUGCACUGUCCAUCUCUGCUGCUGGGCACUGAGGUACUGGUGCACUGUCCAUCUCUGCUGCUGGGCAUUGAGGUACUGGUGCACUGUCCAUCUCUGCUGGUGGGCACUGAGGUACUGGUGCACUGUCCAUCUCUGCUGGUGGGCACUGAGGUACUGGUGCACUGUCCAUCUCUGCUGGUGGCCACUGAGGUACUGGUGCACUGUCCAUCUCUGCUGGUGGCCAUAGUUGAGGGCUAAACUGGAGAGAACCUUCACAAGGCCUCCGCCUGAUGGUCUAUUUUGGAGAGCGUCUGUCACAAUGUCUGCAUUUUUCUCGCUUAUCUAACAUUUUCAGCCCCUCGGCAUAGUUAGGAUUUGCAUCGUUGCUGAGGUCAGUGAUCAAUCUUUCCGUGGGUGAAGGUCCACUGAUUAGAGGGGGAAUGGGUGGAAACACAUCUGAUGGAUUGCUCGUUUUAUGAUGAUCAGUUAUUUCACUUUACGUAAUAUUUGGGUUUUUGAGUUGGAGGCUGCAAACACGAUUUAACUCAGUUUGUAAAUGUCAAUGAAUCAUCAAGACUGAGUCAGUAAUGCGAGUUGGUUAUUACUGAACUUGCCAAAACAGAUUUGAUUGAUUAAAUCGGUUUUAAUGAUAAAUCUAACCUGUAUAGGCUAUUUGGGAAUUUUAACUUUAAUUCACCUGAAAGAGUUGUUAUCGCUAAGUUAACAUUGAAAAGUUUAACUAUGUCUCAUUGGUUAGAAGACAUUAGUUUGUGUAUUAUUCCAAUAACCAACCUGGAAAGGUAGUGUAGCAAUUUAAUGUAUGUAUUAAAUUGAAUGAGACAAUGAUAUCCAAUCAGUUGAGACUGGUUUGAUAUCAUACAGCGUAACCUGAAUUUUUUAAAAGUAAUUAUUGCCGAUUCUUCUCCACCGGAGGUCUCUAUUAACACAAGCUAAAAUCGCCAAGGUAUCAGUGAAGGUGGAAUUUCACAAUGCUGUUAAAAGGUCUCCUUAAACACCAUUGAACUGGUAAAACGGAUUUAAUCUAUUAAUCAAUUUGAAUGAUUUGUCAACCCUGUAUAUGCUAAAGGUAUUAGCUUUAAUUAACCUGAAAUAGUUGUUAUAUCUAAGUUAAUGUGGAAAAGUUUAACCAUCUCAUUGGUUAGAAGACAUUAGUGUGUGUAUUAUUCCAAUAACCAACCUGGAAAGGUAGUGUAGCAAUUUAAUGUAUGUAUUAAAUUGAAUGAGACAAUGAUAUCCAAUCAGUUGAGACUGGUUUGAUAUCCUACAGCGUGACCUGAAUUAUUUCAUGAAAAAUGACUGGCGAUUCUUCGCCAGAGGUUACUGAUAGCGCAAGCUGAGAUCUCACAUGAUUCCCGCCCGGCGCGGGAAUUCACUAUGAACAAAGGGGAAAACAAAAAUGGCUGAUCUGGCGCAAUGCUUAGCUUUCCUUCCACUUCGCCGCGCAAGGGAAGUUCCCCCCAACAAGGGAACGGGUUUACUAGGUGACGUCUCACGUUCAACCCUUAAACUCUUCACUUUACCAAAUGCGAGAGGUAGAAAGAUAAUGGCUUCGGUCAAACGAAUAUAUCUACUCAAAUUUCCGUAAUGGCUGGCUCAUAUGUCCUCUGCUCUAGGAAUUGCUUAUGACCGAGUCAGAUCACUCUUGAAAGUGACCUACUAGUUGGUCCACUAGUAUUAUUCUCAGAAUGUCUACAUCGGCUGGUACAUAUGCCCUAGCACGUAGCAUUCAGUAGACCCUCCGACACACUGACAUUCGUCAGAUGUACCACAGGGGUGGUUCUCUCCCGACCAGUAUCUGGGUGAAAUGGAACGACACACACACGCUUCUCCCACACCAGUCCUGCCUAUAGCUAUUAAUGGUAUAUAUGUAUCUUGCUACACAAUUGGUAUGGAAUUAACCCAAAAGUGCGGCCAUAGUUUUAUCUUCAAUGCCUCCCACGGGGUGCCAAUAUGUUGUGACGUUGUAUUAGUUAAUGUGACGACUGCUGCUCAUCGAAUGAUUAACGGUUUAUAAUUGCGUGAUUAAAUGAAUCAGACAAUUAUUAACUCAUUAACCUGGGCACCAUGGGAAAAUUAGUUUUAUUGAGUUUCUAUUUCCCAAAUUACCUCAAAUAAUAUCAGAAUAUCGAUUUGACAACAGUCGCUAAUUAAUCAAUUUCCUCUACAGUCUCAUUGUGAACGUCGCAUAAUCCAGGAAUCUGCACAAACCCGAGUCCCACCAAUGAGUUCGUACCACACCAAUUGUAGUUGACUAUUUAUUUACUAGAAAGCUAAAAUGAUAAUAGAAGAUACGCAUAAACAAAAACACAGUCUAGGCUGUUGAUUAGAACUUAGUACAACGGGCCAACACACUCUGACGCGUGUUCCCCAAAAUGGGGAUUUAAAAGAGAGAAAAAGAAAAGGUACACGAGAGAAAUAUCCCUUUGGGUGCAUUUGACAGCUAUGCUUAUUUGAACCCUAACCUUGCCCCGAACUGCCGCACUUAUGGGUCAGAAUAUAAUUAUGUACUUACGUGUUGAAGGUCUCCGCUGUGGGUCUCUCCGCGUGGGCCGUUUAGGCUUCAAGAAAUGACGCACUUCUCGGGUGCAACUCUCUGGUUGUCCUCACGAUGUCAGUGUCCUUUUUGCUUAGUGGUCUGAUUCCUCACCCUUGUUCUGAAAGUAUUCUUCUGAGGACAGCCAGCCCUGUAGCUCAGGGCUCACGGCGUAGGAAUGAAAACAGUGUAGAUACCACGAUUCGAUGGGGGGUUGAGACCUGGUGGUCCGGCUUGAAUUCACCCGCUUAGAUGCAGCUAUUCAUCCAUAGCUUGAGAAGAAAAGGAUUCCUUUGUCUUCAACCUCGUGUUGUGUUUUGGGUUCGUUGACUACUCAGACCUUUGCUGCAGCUCGGGUCACUUAGUCUGAUAUGUUAAUUCUUAACUCACAUGUCUUAUACCCUCGGGUCAGAUGUGGGCGUAACGGCCUUUAGGGCAAUUCUCUGGGCCUACCAAGUUAUGAGGCAAGGUCUAGAUUUUACUCAAAUCCAAUUUUAGACAACUAACUUCACAUUUCAUCUUUACCAAAACAUUCUCUUUGAUUUGAACAUUUUCCACACAACGUACAAUGUAUAAACAUCAAGCAUAUACUAGGAAAACUCUUAAAGUUACAAUGUUUUCAUAAUGACGUCGUCCUUUAACCUUUAAUAACAAAACAAAAAUGACAUACAUUUUCAUAUUCCAUCUAUCGUCAUUACAACCAUUGUGGCUGACGGAAACCAUUGUUCCAAAGUCCAUUUAUUCCAUGUUUAAUGUUCUGAGGCCGGUUCUCCAUAGUGAGAGGACAAAAGAAUUUUGUCUGUUGCCUAAGAUUUACAAUGGGUGUGAGGGGUCAAAACCCCCCCACAUCUUCAUACCCCUAGAUCUCUCCUAAGUUGGGGGUGAGAGAUAAUCGGUACGGUCAUGACACCUCAUACAAGGCAGCAUUAUCAUGAAGAGGUUUCAUUCAGGUUUCUCUUUAAAUAAACACUGUCUUUGGCAGGAGGAAAACCAAACUUCGAGGAACCAAAGAUGUCCAAACCAGCAAGACGACACCUCUGCUCCCAAUGUGGAAAGAGUUUUAACCAGUUAGGAAGCCUGAAAGCUCAUGAGCGAAUACACACAGGGGAGUUGCCUUACCACUGCUCCCAGUGUGGAACUAGGUUUACCAAAUUAGGAAGCCUGAAAAGACAUGAGAGGAUACACACAGGAGCGAAGCCACACCAUUGCGCCCAGUGUGGAAAGAGUUUUAACAAGUUAGGAAACAUGAAAUCUCAUGAGCGAAUACACACAGGGGAGAAGCCUUACCACUGCUCCCAUUGUGGAAAGCGUUUCAGAGAGUCAGGAAAGCUGAACGCUCAUAAGCAAAUACACACAAGGGAAAAGCCUUACCGCUGCUCCCACUGCGGAAAGCGUUUUAACCAUUCAGAAAAGCUGAAAGAACACAUGAGACUGCACACAGGGGAGAACCCUUGCAAAUGCUCAGACUGUGGGAAGACAUAUUACUCAUCACGGUCACUUAAACGUCAUGUGAGAAUCCACACGGGAGAAUAAUUACUUCUCCUCGUGUGUAAAUUCAUGUUUCACAUCACAUUGACUUAAAAUUCAUUAGAGAACAUACACAGUGCUCCAAUUUAUAUUGUUGACUGAGAAUGUGUUUACUUGUUUUUACCAUAUUGAAUUGUAAAAAGUAGUCUUAAACAUAUAUUUUAUGUUUUUACGAGAAAACAUGAAGUGAAUAUGGAGUCUGUCAGUUUGAAUAUAGAGUAGAUCAGAUUCCAUGUGUUUAAAUGGUCCUUUUUUAAACUCUGACUGUGUGUGUGUUUAUCUGGGUGUGUCAUUCCUCCAGCACUACAGAUAGUACAGUGAUAUUUGGAUGUGAUGCAUUUGCUCCAUUGUUUACAUUGGGGGGGGAAAACAAUUUUAUCAAUUUUAGAAUAAUGCUGAAAUAUAACAACAUUUGGAAAAGGUGAAGGGGUCUGAAUACUUAACGAAUGCACGUGUGUGUAUACUGAACCAAAAUAUAAACAACAAUUUCAACGAUUUACAGUUCAUAUAAGUCAGUCAUUGUAAAUAAAUAAAUUAGGCACUAAUCUAUGGACUUUACAUGACUGGGCAGGGGCGCAGACAUUGGUGGGCCCUGGAGGGCAUACGCCCACCCAUUUGCGGAGCCAGGCCCAGCCAAUCAGAAUGAGGUUUUCCCCACAAAAGGGCUUCGUUACAAAGAGAAAUACAAGUCGGGUGGCUGGUCUCAGACAAUGUGGAGGUCCUUGGCUGGCGGCGUUAUAUGUGGUCUGUGGUUGUGACACCAGUUUCCUGUUUUCUGGAGCGCGCUUGAGAAUGUACCUGGUAUUGCCUUCUGAAAAGCUGUCGUUAUAGACGACUAAUAUCUCCGGCUUUGAUUUUAUUUGAUAAAUGUGACAAUAUCAUCGUAAAGUAUGUUUUUUCAAUAUAGUUUUAUUAGAUUAUUGAAAUUUUUUCGGGACGUUAGGCGUGUUGCUUUGUCUGCGUUUGUUCACGAAUGAGAGCUUCGCGCCACUUUGCUAGCUUUCCGUGCUAAUUGACUGCAGAGAGGACAUUCUAAAACCAAACAACGAUUGUUCCCGACAAAGGACCCAUUGUACAACAUUCUGAUGGAAGAUCAUCAAAAGUAGGACCCAUUUUAUGAUGCUAUUUCAUAUAUCUGUCGUACAUGUGUACUACUAGUUUGCGCCCAGAUUUUGGGCACUCUCUCGCCAUAACGUAAGCUGGAUGUCGUAAUGAAGUUAUUUUUAGAAUUCUAACACGGCGAUUGCAUUAAGAACUAGUGUAUCUAUAAUUUCCUAUACAACAUGUAUUUUUUAGUAACGUUUAUGAAUAGUUAUUUGGUCAGAAUAGGUGUGUCCUAAAAAUAUCCGGACUUUCUGGGAAAAAGAUGCUACGUUAGCACAAUGUAUAACCACUGAUUUCAGCUCUAAAUAUGCACAUUUUCGAACAAAACAUAAGUAUGUAUAACCUGAUGUUAUAGGACUGUCAUCUGAUGAAGCUUGUCGAGGUUAGUCAAAAAUUAUAUAUCUUUUGCUGGUUUGUUACGAUCGCUAGCUUUUGCUGCUGGUAAAUGUCUUGUGUUUCUGGCUAUUGUGGUAAGCUAAUAUAAUGCUAUAUUGUGUUUUCGCUGUAAAACACUUAAAGAAUCGGAAAUAUUGGCUGGAUUCACAAGAUGUUUGUCUUUAAUUUGCUGUACACCAUGUAUUUUUCAUAAAUGUUUUAUGAUGAGUAUUUAGGUAUUUCAAUUUGGUCUCUGAAAAAUGUCUGUGCUUUUAUAUUUGUAUUUGGUGGUGAGCUAACAUAAAUAUACGUGGUGUUUUCGCUGUAAAACAUUUUAAAAAUCGGACAUGUUGGCUGGAUUCACAAGAUGUUUAUCUUUCAUUAGCUGUAUUGGACUUGUUAAUGUGUGAAAGUUAAAUAUUAAAAAAAUAUUUUUUUUGAAUUUCGCGCUCUGCCUUUUCAGUGGAAUGUGGGAGGAGUGGCGCUAGAGGAACCCCUGUCCUAGACAGGUUAAGGAAGUGUGUAGGUCGCAUUCUGUAUCAUACAGCUAUGAAAGUUAUAUAUUUAGAACAGCUAUGAAAGUUAUAUAUUUAGAACCACCUGCUCAAUUGGAAUCCAGCGACGUCUGUGUCCUAGAACUGUUUAGUUUUUUUGUGUUCGGACUGGUAAAACAGGAUGAGUAAAAUAAGUAAUGUAAACAUAUCAGUAAUUACCAGGAAGCUCUACAUUUAUUUUAAAAUCACACUAAGAUUGUUAAAACUGGCCUCAGGUUAUUGAGGGAUCUGAUUAGGAUUUGCCCUCAUAGCAAGGUUGGUUUAUCAUGUGGAGGUUUCAUUCAGGUCUCUAUUUUUUAAAAACACACUGUCUUUGGCAGGAGAAAGACCAGACUCAGAGGAACCAGAGCCAGGGAUGUCCAAACCAGCAAGACGACACCAGUGCUCCCACUGUGGAAAGGGAUGGAACCGAUUAUGGGACCUGAAACGACACAAGAGAAUACACACAGGGGAGAAGCCUUACCACUGCUCCCAGUGUGGAAAGCGGUUUAACCAGAAAGGUAAUCUGAAUGAACAUGAGAGAAUACACAGAGGGGAGAAGCCUUACCACUGCUCCCAGUGUGGAAAGUGUUUUAAACAGUCAGGGGAGCUGAAACGGCAUGAGAGAAUACACACAGGGGAGAAGCCUUACCAAUGCUCCCAGUGUGGAAAGGGAUGGAACCGAUUAUGGGACCUGAAACAACACAAGAGAAUACACACAGGGGAGAAGCCUUACCAAUGCUCCCAGUGUGGAAAGAGUUUUAACGAUUUACGGAACCUGAAUCGACACGAGAGAAUACACACAGGGGAGAAGCCUUACCACUGCUCCCAGUGUGGAAAGUGUUUUAAACAGCCAGGGGAGCUGAAACGGCAUGAGAGAAUACACACAGGGGAGAAGCCUUACCACUGCUCCCAGUGUGCAAAGGGUUUUAACAAUUUAGGGAACCUGAAUCGACACGAGAGAAUACACACAGGGGAGAAGCCUUACCACUGCUCCCAGUGUGGAAAGCGGUUUAGCCGGAAAGGUUAUCUGAAUGAACAUGAGAGAAUACACAGAGGGGAGAAGCCUUACCACUGCUCCCAGUGUGGAAAGUGUUUCAACCAGCCGGGGGAGCUGAAAUGGCAUGAGAGAAUACACACAGGGGACUUGCUGUCUUAUAUUGUUGACUGAUAAUGAUUACCUGUUUUUACCAUAUGAACUUGAAUUGUACAAAGUAUACUAAAACAUAUAUUUGUAUGUUUUUAUUAGAAAACAUGAAUUGAAUAUGGAGUUUGAAUAUGGAGUUUGAAUAUAGAGUUGGUCAGAUUCCUUCUGUUUUAAAUGGUUCGUUUUUAAACUCUAACACUGUGUGUGUGUUUAUCUGUGUGUCAUUCCUCCAGCACUGCAGAUAAUCAAGUGAUAUUUGGAUGUGAUGCAUUUGUUCCGUUGUUUACAUUUGCAAUGUUGGCCCACUGAUGAUUUAAUGAAAUGAAAAUGUUCACAGACUCUGUAAUGCAAAAUGUUAAUUGUAUGUGUCCACAUAUCUGAGUAUGUGACUAACCUUGUGAAACUGUCCUAUUAUAAUCUGGUGGAUGAAUCAGAAUUAGUUGGGUAACAUAGAUAAUUAAGAUCUCUUAUCUGCAUAAUAUGCUGAUGUGAUAUACUUGUUAUUAGAAUGAAUCCGUUCGGACUCUGGUGUUGGCAGUUGCACUUCUUCCCUCAGCUGGGGCUCAGUCACCUGGGGCCCAGAGAGGGGAGAGGUCAGGCUUGUCUUUUACAUGUCCCUGGUGCUAUGCAGAAUAUCAGGAAGGGAAGAGGACAGGAGGGAACAUUGUCUUCAAAUGUGAAUGUAUCUGUUAAACUAUGUGAAGGGAUGGUGUGAUUUAUGGGGAACCACUUACUGGUUUCCACAAUGUCUGUGCGCAAGUCACUCCCUCCUUUGGCAUUGGGGGGAGGUGUAUGGCAGUGUCUGGAACCAUUGUAUGUCCUCUCUGAUGUUGCACUUAUCCUGGGAUAGUGUAUGACCUAGAGGCUCACUCCCCUCAGUGAGCGUGUCCAGGAGUGGGGUCAAGAAGGGGUUUUACUUGAGAUGGGGGUAUCUAGAGUUGACAAUUGAGUUAUGCCAUUGGAUGAGUUGGUGUUUUUGUGCUAUGAAGUACCAGGAACGAGAUUAGAACCUCGUCUUAGGGACCAAACUGAAUGAUAAAUUAUAGCGAAUGCUAUCUGGCUACGGGAAACUCCUUUCUCAUUAUAAAGUCUCACUUUGUGAACUGUUCCUAAUAUCUGUGGUUUGUUAUGUCGACUAGGGGGGUGGAUCUUUGCUAUAAAAGAUCUCAGUAGCCAUUGUGUUGCCACUCUCAACGGUUCAUUAGAAAUAGUGAAUUGUUGAAAGUCAUUGCAAAGAUCUUAUUAUUAAAGAUGUAGUUUAAGUAUAACUCUGAUUGGUGUGUGAAGUUUUUAAGUAUAACUCUGAUUGGUGUGUGAACUUUGUCUCUCCACAUUUGGUAAUACAGAAAUUAACCACCACAGACUAACCUUGUGAAACUGACCUAUUAUAAUCUCCUGCUCCUGGGAGUAUCAUCCUGCGUUGCAAACCAGCUGCACCUGCAUCCUUGUAUGAAUAGAGUCCCUCCCAGGAACAGGAAACUAUAAAGAAAUGUGCUCAUCACCCAAUGCUUCAGGAAUUCAAACUGUCUACACUGCGCUGUGUAACUCUGUUAUUCUCUCUGAGCUCAGAAAUAAAGAAUCUUGGUUUGA
Molecule: messenger RNA, 8853 nt
Organism: Salvelinus fontinalis (brook trout)
Lineage: Eukaryota; Metazoa; Chordata; Actinopteri; Salmoniformes; Salmonidae
Product: zinc finger protein 239-like
Exons: 1
Coding region: 6493-7287 (264 amino acids)
Source: RefSeq, a predicted model, not a curated record